This is a messenger RNA of Hypomesus transpacificus, 423 nucleotides long. RefSeq names its product collagen alpha-2(IV) chain-like. The transcript is spliced from 4 exons. The record is from RefSeq and is a predicted model, not a curated record. Gene Ontology annotation, molecular function: extracellular matrix structural constituent. Gene Ontology annotation, cellular component: collagen trimer. The coding region runs from base 1 to 423 and encodes 140 amino acids. Lineage: Eukaryota; Metazoa; Chordata; Actinopteri; Osmeriformes; Osmeridae.
AUGUCUCCAGCAGGCUCCUGCAUGCGCCUGUUCAGCACCAUGCCCAUCUCUUACUGCAACAUGGGCACCUGUGACAAUGCCAGCCGCAACAACAAGUCCUACUGGCUUUCCACUAUGGCAGCUGUGGCCAUGAUGCCUGUGGCUGGCGAAGAGAUAAAGGAGCACAUCAGCUGCUGUGUGGUGUGUGAAGUGACCUCCCUGGCUGUAGCUAUAGACAGUCAGGACACCAGCACGCCCCAGUGCUCCCCCAAAUGGAGGAGUCUGUGGAUGGGGUACUCUUUCUGUAUGCACACAGGCGCUGGUGAUGAGGGGGGUGGGCAGUCUCUGACAUCAUCAGGAUGCUGCCUCCGAGACUUUCGUGCCCAGCCUUUUGUGGAGUGCCAGGGACCGCGUGGCACGUGCCAUUACUUUGCCAAAGUCUGA